This is a messenger RNA of Rhincodon typus (whale shark), 626 nucleotides long. Its product is annotated as fatty acid-binding protein 1, liver-like. The record is from RefSeq and is a predicted model, not a curated record. Gene Ontology annotation, biological process: fatty acid transport. Gene Ontology annotation, cellular component: cytosol; nucleus. The transcript has 4 exons. NCBI's taxonomy places the organism in Eukaryota, Metazoa, Chordata, Chondrichthyes, Orectolobiformes, Rhincodontidae. Bases 42 to 425 code for a protein of 127 amino acids. Gene Ontology annotation, molecular function: fatty acid binding.
CCAGAAUCAAGUCUUCCCUACAUUGCAGCAAUAGAUUCUAAAUGGCAUUCAGUGGAAAGUACGAAUUGGAGAGUCAAGAAAACUUUGAGCAGCUCAUGAAAGCUCUCGGACUUUCAGAUAAUAUAAUUCAGAAAUAUAAAGACCUCGGCAGAGUUAUUGAACUUACUCAAAAUGGGAAUUCGUUUCAAGCUAUUUACAAUUAUGGCAGCAAAGCAAUUACCAAUGAAUUCACUAUUGGACAAGAAAGUGAGUUUGUAUCAUUCACAGGGCAUAGAGUCAAGGCUUUGGCAAAGCUGGAAGGUGAGAAUAAGCUUGUUAUCACAAUGGAUGGACUGACUGCAGCUAUGGAGUUGAGUGGAGACAAAAUGAUUGAAACUCUGACCAAUGGAGAAAUUACUGCAAAGAAAAUUAGGAAAAGAAUUUAAAGUGUACAAAACGGAUUUGAACACAAUGAAGCCGAUACCGCACUGUGUCAAAUUUGUAUAAUUGAAAUGAAAGCAAUGGAAUUAGAUUAAUAGCUGUGAAUGAAUUAUUACUUGCAUAUUUCUUUAUAAAGUAAUAUUUUUUCAUUCUGUAUCUAGAUUAAAUUUGGAAUAAACACUUACAGUCAACCUAUGAAAAUCCCU